AUGGAGCAGUCUCUAGAUGAACUGGAGUUCUCCCGCAGCGCCUGUGCCGCGGCUCAAGAUGGCGACGUGGCAAAGCUGCGCAGGAUUCUUCAACGCAAUCCUGCAGCAAUCUCCGGUGGCAGCUAUACUCCCCUACAUUACGCCGCGCGUGGAGGUCACUUAGAGGCGGUGGAACUGCUGCUUCGGAGUGGUGCUGACCCCAAUGCUGCGACACGGGGUAUGCGCGCCACUCCCCUCCACCGCGCUGCGGGUCAGGGGCACUUGAAGGUGGUGGAGAGGCUCCUUACCGCGGGUGCCGACCCGGAAGCUGUGGAUUGCGACCUGGAGACCCCCCUGCAUAAGGCAGCUGCGCAGGGCCAUGGCGGGGUUUGUCGUGUAUUGCUCUCCCGCGGCCCCCGGUCGGCGGAGGUGGAAGACAAGGGGGGUAGGACUGCCGUACAGAGAGCUACAGGUGGGUGCGGGUUUGGGGUGAGGGGGUUGGUGGGGGAGAUAGGGGUAUGGGGGGGGGCUGGUUAA
Volvox carteri f. nagariensis is the source of this 516-nucleotide messenger RNA. RefSeq lists its product as uncharacterized. The transcript is spliced from 5 exons. The coding region runs from base 1 to 516 and encodes 171 amino acids. The record is from RefSeq and is a predicted model, not a curated record. Gene Ontology annotation, molecular function: protein binding. Lineage: Eukaryota; Viridiplantae; Chlorophyta; Chlorophyceae; Chlamydomonadales; Volvocaceae.